This is a messenger RNA of Syngnathoides biaculeatus (alligator pipefish), 6473 nucleotides long. RefSeq lists its product as uncharacterized. Gene Ontology annotation, molecular function: MAP kinase tyrosine/serine/threonine phosphatase activity; protein tyrosine/threonine phosphatase activity. The record is from RefSeq and is a predicted model, not a curated record. The transcript has 4 exons. Gene Ontology annotation, biological process: dephosphorylation; negative regulation of MAPK cascade. The coding region runs from base 1032 to 2150 and encodes 372 amino acids. Gene Ontology annotation, cellular component: cytoplasm. Lineage: Eukaryota; Metazoa; Chordata; Actinopteri; Syngnathiformes; Syngnathidae.
GCUGCUCGACAAAAGCACUUGAUGAGGAUGAGGACGAUGCGUUGUGACAUCAGGUUACCAGGUUACCGGUGCUCGGGGGGGGGGGGGGGUUGAAAUCCAAUGAGAGCGAGUGCACGACGCUUCACUAAAUCUGUGGACGCUCGGACAAGAUGGUGGACGCACACGCAGUAAGUUGUGAUGUUCUACUUUUAUGCCACUUCAAUAUUUGAUUCGUCGUCGCCAUCACUGCCUCCAACGUUCGCACUUUGGAGGAGUAUUGCACCCCCCCCCCCCAUUUUUGUUCAAUGGGCAACACGAAAAAAGUGCAGUUUCUCUCCGGCCUGCUGAGGGCAGCACUCCCGACGCAGCUAUUAAUCUGAAACGGUUAUAAUUGAUUUUUUUCUUUCUCUUUUUUUUUUUUUUUUUACAAGUCAACGCAAGUGUAUCACUCACUGCUCCACCAUCAGUGACUAGAAAUAAAUUCAGUAUAACCGUAGAAUAAGCGGAUGGUCAUGCCAACUCAUUACUCAAGUACGAAUGACUGAGGUUAGGAUUUAGUUUUUUCUUCCGUUUUUGUGAAGAAGUGAAUGUUGGCUGAUACUUGAACUGCAAUCUUCCUCCAGCCUGCGAGGGGGCGGUAGUACCUCGCAAUUGCGAUCUCCCGAAUAUUACUUCAACGAAGAAGAAGGUUUUCCUUCAGCUAGCUUUCUGUCUGACUAGCUUGCUUUCGUCCCAGUUCCCCCCAAUGAAUUAAUUUAACGGCAACUUUCCGCGGUUGAAACGUGGUUUUUUUUUUUUUUUUGUUUUUUUUUCCCCCGAACGGGACGCGCUCCGACGGCCACGGGGUGUGAGCAACGCUCCCUAAAUGAGUGGCUCCGAUCGCCGCCGGCCGCGGCGCCGAUUUUGCACAUGACGUGAUGAGCCCGAGGUCGCCGGCGCGCUCGCUCGACUCCGUCCGACGGAGGUGACGCGUUGUUCGGCUCGGCCAACAAGAUGACGCGCCGCCCGAGCCGGCGGCCGCUUGUGCCCUUGUGUGCAGGCUUAGGCCCGACAUGGACGCCCCCUCGCCGGAGUGCCCCAUCCUGGGCCGGAAGCGGCCGAGCGCGAAGCAGCAGCGACGCCGCGGUGCAGGAUUCGUGAGCGCGUUUCAGCAGAUCUUCUUCUCCACCACCAACAACACUCUCAACAUUCAAUCCGUCAGCCGCCUCGAAUGUACUGGUUCCUGUCCCGAUCUGACGAUGAGUAGAAGAGACGUGGCCUCCCCCGGCGGGGCCCUCGCCCCUCAGCCGCCCCGUCGAGCCCACCGCCGGCCCCUCCGCGUGUCGGUGUCGUCCGACAGCAGCGGACGCUUCAAAGCUCUCGACACGCAGGAGUGGAAGAACAACCUCAAAGCUCAGAUGGAGCAGGCCCAGAGCGCGGGCGCGGCCAGCAGCACGGGCUCCCUGGAGCGGGCGUCCCUCUUCUGCGCCCCGGGGGGUCCGUCGUCCAAGGCGGCCGGGCGCUUCUCGCUUUUCUCGGCGCCGUGGAACGUCGGCUCCGAAUCGGAGCCCAACCCGACAUCGCGCUGCGGCUCCAAAAAACCGCGCGACCACGAUCGGCGGGCGGCAGUCCCCGAGCCGAGCCGAGGCGAGGCCGGCGCCCCGCGCCAUUUUGAGCCCGUCAUCGCCAGGGUGACGGAUUACAUCUACGUGGGCAACCUGAACGCGGCGUACAACGGGCGGGCGCUGUGCCGCAACAACAUCGACUGCGUCAUCGACAUGAGCGGCGCCCCGGGCCAGACGGCGCCCGCCCUCAGCCUCAUCCCUUGCACGUGCUCGCGCGGGGCUCGCCACAGCUGGUCCCGCCUCAAGGUGGACAUCGCCGACUUCAAGCAGCGCUGCUUCGAGGACGUCAACGAGUGCAUCCACGCCUCGGCCGGCAAACGCAAGCGGGUUCUGGUCCACUGCGGGGACGGCUUCUCCCUGGCGCCCACCUGCGUCAUCCAGUACCUGAUGCUCAAAGGCAACAUGAGGCUGAUGGCGGCGUACGAGCUCCUCAGGGCCAAAUAUCCCGUCAACAUCCGCCAGUGUCAUCGCGACCUGCUGGUGGGCCUGGAGAGGACGCUCAGGCCCGGGGACGUCGACUCGGAGACCUUCGAGCGGGCCAUGUCCAGGAAGGUGGCGUGGACCUGACCGAAGGUUCCGGUGCCGUCCCGCCCGCCUGAAUCUCAGGUUCUGGAUCUCCGUUCAACUUGAUGUGAAAAGAAGAAGAUUUGAUGUGGUUUUGUUUUAGCUCCAUGGUGAAACCGGGCUCUGAUUCCGGAAGCUUGGUCGCCCCCCUCUCAGGAUAUGCGACAGCAAGUCCCGGGUGGUGUCUUUGUAAAGCUCCAGUUUUGUUUGUUUUUUUUUUUAUCUCAGGAAAUGUUGUAUGGAGCUGCGCUGCUGGAGCUCCCGUUUUUCUUUUCUUUUGUCCUUUGGAUGUGAUGACGUGAGUGUUCCCUCCCUCCCUCCCUCCCUCCCUUCGAGUUGGGUAGCCCCCCCCCCCCAUCAGCGCACCUCUGCAGACGAGCAAAAGUUUGGUAACGGGUCGUGUCUCGUAGACCUUUUUCAUCUUUUGGAAGGGUUUUCUCCUGAAGACUUGUUACAUUUUUAUUCUUAUUUUGGAAUUCCAUCCAAACGUCUCAAGACGAGCUAAACCUGGUCCCGUUUCCAGACUUGCGCUGCUGGUGGUGUCUCACGGACCUGCGGUUCAUCUCUGGUGAUCCUUCCCUCCCAAAGACGUCCACCCAUCUGGUUCCGAUUGCGGAGAUGAGCUUCUGUUCCAAGGUGGUGCUGUGUUCAGUUGAUCCGCCCCAAAGCUCGAUCGGUUUUUAGUUUUUCUCGCAACGACCUGUCGGACCCGGUUCGGGUCACGGACAUUUUUUUUUUUUCUCCGUCACGUCAUCUCGUGCUCCGGUUCAGUGGAUGGAGCCUCCAAGAACUCUGAUUAUAUCUUUUGUGUGGAUGUUCUGAUCCGACGUACUGGCGCUCGUGUGCUGCCCGAACAACAACAACGUUCUGAGCUGUCCUCUGUGAGGAAGAACACUUGCAAAGUUCUGUUGUCCACUUUUGGGAUCCAACCUUUCCUUUUUUUUUUUUUUUUGCUUUCAUCACUUGUUGAAUGUGAAUUUGAAUCUUCUUUUUUUUUUUUUUUUUUUCUGCGGAUUUGAAAGGAGCGAGCCGAGACUUUCUGAAAUUCUUGAGCCUUACCAGAUCCAAAAAUGUUCAAACUUGUUGAGGUCCAAAUGGCCGACGAAAUGAGUUUUCGGGGCCCAGAAAAGAAAAAGUGGCUGGUCUUGAUGUGUCCAAAAUUCCCGCGCGAGUCCUCGUUUUGACACGUUUGCCAUCCCAUAGGACAACUUGAGGUCGUUUUUGUCUGGUAAUACGUCGACUUUUUUUUCCCCUUUUCAAAUUCAAAUUUUGUAAUCUAGAAGUACUUUUUCUGAACUUUUAAAGAAAAAAAAAUGCCAUUGUUGCAGCUUUUUUUCUUGGAUCAAAAAAAACAUUUUCAUUCACUUUCAAAGUCCAACUUGUGAAAAAAGAUGAACAUUUUUUUCCAACUUCAGUCUCUUACAAUUUUUCUGGGGAUUUCUCGUACGAUUCAAUUUUUUUGUGAUGUAAAAUACAAUAUAUAAUGCCAAUAUCCUCGUAUCUGGUAAUGCUGAUAUUUCAACUUCAAUAUGAUAUUUGUAUGGUAAGGUUGCACCUUUUAGUCAUUUUCACAUGCAUUUUUUUUCACUUUUUUUCCUCUUUAAUACUCACUUCCAUAAAUUGCUAACAUUAGCUGGCGCACUAACGGGACAAGCCGAAAGGGGGGAAAAAAAAAUGGGAAUUUGUUUUCACGGUGUAAAUAUGAAGAUGCUUUUUGAAAUGGCUUCAAUUUUUACAGUCACGCUCACCGUUCGUAGUACCAAAUUGGGCUCAAGGACAAAAUGUGUCAAGUGGAAAUUCUACAAUUUUUCUGGGCAGAUGAGGGGGAAAAAUGAAACAUCUCAUCAAUCCGUACACAAAGCGUAAGUUGACAGGCGCUCCACCGCGGCGGACGACCCUUCGUGCCGGGGGGCUGCUCGGUCGCAUGUGCGACUGGAGGCCUUGACGCCCCCCCGACGUGAACAUGUUGGCGGGUCCUCCGUUAAGACAAAAGACCCCAAACUCGCAUCGGAAUCAGCUUGCAUUUGUCGCUUUUACUUUGGACCUUCGUUUGAAAGAUUGGGGGGUGCCAACGAUGGUGAGCUGACCGAGCGAAAAGUUUCUGGCCGGCAGGAACUCCUCGGUGAGGUUUCCCGUUCCAGUUUCCGAAUGGAGCGUCGCUUUGUUCCACUUUCCAGGUUGUCGUGAGGCCGUGCGUCAAAGCUUUUACGACAGAUGCAAAUAUUGACAAAAUUCAUCCUUUCGACCGCGGCAACAGGAUGCUAACGUGGGUCGCUGCGGCUGCGCUAACAUCGUUUGAAAGCUGUGCUUUCUCGGUUGGCUUUGUGAUGUGACGAUUGCACCUCCUCCCCCCCCCCACCCACUCCCCCAUCUGUGCUGUUGUUGUUGUUGUUGUUUGUUGUUGGUUUGCUGUUUCUGUUUUUACUGCGUCGCCCCCAACGUCUUGGCUGACGGUGAAAGUGAAGGUGGUUCCCCUCAACGUUCUCAGGUGAUUCCUUGGUGGUCCGGCCACAUUUGUACUGUACGUUCAUUAAAGGCUAACAUGUUAGCAUUUUGUUGUUUUAUUUAUUUUUUCAAUCUGCCUCAUUGCCAUCGUGGCGGAACAUAAACAUUUUUCAGAUCAUGUAAGCUAGUUUUGCUCUUGUUGAUUUUGAUGGUCUUAGAUGUCGCGCAUGCUAACGACGAUCAGAAGCCGUCAUAAACGUGAAUGUUUUGGUUGCUUUGUGUGUGUCGAGGUAAUAAAUAGUGUAUCCGUGUACUCUCCAUAUUGGUCUUUUGGAUCCUGUGAGGCUGAACGCGCGUGCGUAUGCGUUGUUGUUCUCGCUCGGUCAAAUGGAGGCAAAAUGUGUGCCGUUGUUGGCAGCAAAUAAUCUUCUUGCGUUCAACUUUUUCUUGUUGUUGUUGGAUGAACUGAAUGUCAUUUCAAAUUUCUGUGGGUUGUGCGAAAUGAUGAUGAUGAUGAUGAUGUAUGGAAGCGUCGUGGCGACCCGUCACAAUUGACCCCUCCGUACAGGGCACUUAACCACGCCUCCUGAAGUGACGUCACGCCACGUGCGCCUACGUCAGACAAACAAUUAGCAAAAAGGGCGGCGCGGCAAGAAAAGACUCGAGCGAAACUGUCCCAUUUACCGGCUGGCUGAUUUCUCACUCGCAUUCUUAGCUAACAGUGAAAUGUGGUUGAAAAGCAGACAGCAGGGCUUCAAGUAUUUCAGCGAGGGGGAUUUCCAUGCAUAUCGACGGAGAAACCAUCGACAUUAGCGCGAGAUCUUUCCGGAGUCAGAGGAAGACCGAGAAGCCGCAUAACAUAAUAUAUGAUAACCCAAAGACGAAGUCGUCAUUGACGGUUUCCUAUUUUCUUGUUACCUAUCACUCACACUCGUGUGCAGAAUCUGUAUAAUGUGUAUCUGUAUAGCCGUUUGUGAACCGCCGUAUGAAGGAAACGAAGGCGGCGAGGCUUGAUUUACGAGUCGGUUGUGUAACGUCGCGCGCUCCCCUCAACAAUUAUUCUUGAAUUAGUGCCGAACCUACGCAAGCCCCGACCGAGUACGACAAUCGCUACUUUAGCGUCCUCAAACAUCCAUCCUUCGGUCUUGGUGUCUCGGUGCACGUCGAAGGCUUUUAGGACUGCUAGUCCGGUUUAGCUUAGCUAAUUAGCCGCGAACAAUGGGACACGUUUGUGCAGUCAGGUCCUCGCAAAAUAUCGCUCAACACAGAUCGAGUGUGGCAAUCGUUCACACGCAGCACUGUUAUGCUAGCGAAAAACUUUGAAUUCAUUUAUACGAGACGUGUUUUGAAAAUCAAAUAUAGGGCAUACCUUGGUGCAAACAUAUCUGUUCCGGUUGAUGGAUUCAAUUGAUGACGCGGUCUUCCUCAAAGUUUGAUCCAUCGAAGGCAUUUUUCGUACCGGGUCUUCGGUUUUGGAAAGGGUACGAAUCGAAGUCCCACCGACUCGCCUUUCAGGAUACCCGUCGUCGCUAUUGCAAAGUCCGUGACUACGCCUCUGAACCAUAUCGAUUUGUGAAAGAACCCAAAUAUGCGAUAAAACGCCAACAGAAGCUAUACUGGACCAUCCAGCCAGCGUUGUCUGAGAAAACUGUGGGUCCAAAAAAAAGGGGCGUGGUUUAUGCAGCUCUCUGGCCUCUGAUUGGUCAGCGACGCGGAUGACCCAAUUUCUACGGAGGGGUCAAUUGUGGUCAAGGGUGGCGAGGAAAAAAAACAAAACGCUGCACUGACAAAGUUCGAUUCUUUAUUUUCUUGUUGAUCACAUAUUUUCUUUUGUAUCUUUUGCUACGUUUAAUUUUUUAAAUGUGUUUUUGAAGAGGGUUU